GACCAUAUAAACAGAGUUCCUCUGGGACUGCUUUGCAAAAUCAGUCUUAGGGGAAGGAGUGCAUUUUCUUCUUCACAAUGGCGCGGAGGAAACUUAUGGCUAGGCUCCGGAGGAGCAAUUUGUACACAUUUUCGCAUAUUAAUCGCGCACAUCAUCAAUCAGCUCAACAAGACAUCAUUGAUUUUGGAUAUCCAAGAACGAUAUACUGCAACCAAAUAUUCCAACCAUUUCAAAAGAGGAGCUUGAUAUAUUGUGGCAAUGAUAUAUCUACCACAAAAUAUAGUGUUGCCACAUUUUUACCAAAAGCCCUUCAUGAGCAAUUCAACCGGGUGGCCAAUAUUUAUUUUCUCAUUGCGGCUGUCCUAUCCACCACCCCCUACGGUCCAUUCUCGCCUUUUAGUGCAAUUGCACCUUUAGCCUUUGUUGUAGGGUUAAGUAUGGUGAAAGAAUUGAUGGAAGAUUGGCGGAGGUUCUUGCAAGAUCACAAGGUUAACAUGCGCGAUGCUGAUGUGCAUAUUGGGGGUGGCUUUUUUGGGAUAAAACCUUGGAAAGAAGUGAUGGUUGGAGAUGUUAUAAAAGUUCAUAAGGAUCAGUUUUUUCCUGCUGAUUUACUGCUACUGUCAUCUGUUUAUGAUGAUGGGAUGUGUUACGUGGAGACGAUGAAUUUAGAUGGAGAGACAAAUUUGAAGGCAAAAAGGGCUCUAGAGGCUACAAUGGGGUUGGUUGAGGAUGGAUAUUUCAAAGAUUUUAAUGAUGCUAUUAUUAGAUGUGAAGAUUCGAAUUCUAGUCUUUAUACUUUUGUGGGAAAUAUUGAAUAUGAUCAUAAAGUGUAUAAUCUUGAUCCCAAUCAAAUUCUUCUACGUGAUUCAAAGUUGAGGAACACAGACUAUGUCUAUGGAGUUGUUAUAUAUACAGGCCAUGAAACAAAAGUUAUGCAAAAUUCUACCAAGUCUCCUUCGAAGAGAAGCAGGAUUGAGAAGCAGAUGGAUAAAAUUAUUUACAUUCUUUUUACACUCCUAAUUUUGGUAUCAGCUGUGAGCUCCAUAGAAUUUGCUUAUAUGACAAAAUCAGAUAUGCCUGACUGGUGGUACUUAAAAGCCCCUGAUCGAAAUCAUUUGUAUGAUCCUGAUCAGCCCGUUACCUCAGGCGUUUACCAUCUAAUCACUGCACUGAUUUUGUAUGGUUAUCUGAUUCCUAUUUCUCUCUACGUUUCAAUUGAGCUUGUGAAAGUUUUGCAAGCAAGUUUCAUUAAUAAAGAUGUGAAUAUGUAUGAUUAUCAGACUUUAACUCCCGCACAAGCACGGACAUCAAAUUUGAAUGAGGAGUUAGGGCAAGUUGACACAAUUCUGUCUGAUAAAACAGGAACAUUGACAUGCAAUCAGAUGGAAUUUCUCAAGUGUUCUAUAGCUGGGAUUGCAUAUGGAAAGCGAUCUAGUGAAGUUGAGCUGGCUGCUGCUAAGAAGAUGGCUAAGGAUCUUGAUGGAAAUGACCCGGAUUUCAUGAGCUUUCAAGUUUCAAAAUCCAAUGAAGUGGAAUUGGAGUGUGUGAUCACAUCAAAUGGUAAUGAGAAUAGUGACGAUGCAACUGCAAUAAGAGGAUUUAGCUUUGAGGAUGAUCGUCUGAUGAAUGGGAAUUGGUAUAAAGAAAAAUAUGCUGAUUUUCAUUUAUUAUUUUUUCGGAUACUUGCAGUUUGUCACACUGCUAUUCCGGAGUUAAAUGAUGAAACAGGCGCAUUAACUUAUGAAGCAGAGUCACCUGAUGAAGGAUCUUUUCUUGUUGCAGCCAGAGAAUUCGGGUUUGAGUAUUCUAGAAGAACUCAUGCAAGCAUCUUUGUACGUGAGAUGGAGCCUUCAACUGGAGAAACUAUCGAGAGGGAGUUUAAGCUUCUCAAUUUGUUGGAUUUUACUAGCAAAAGAAAGCGAAUGUCUGUCAUUGUGCGUGACGAGGAGGGGAAGAUUUUCCUCUUAUGCAAAGGUGCAGACACAAUUAUCUUUGAUAGAUUAUCAGAAGAGGGAAGAAUGUUUCAAGAAUCUACAACAAAGCAUCUUCAUGAUUAUGGGGAUGCAGGGUUGCGCACACUUGUGUUUGCUUAUAGAAAGUUAGAAGAGGCGGAUUUUAAUGCCUGGAAUGAUGAGUUCAUGAAUGCUAAGAAUAACAUGUCUAAUGAUAGGGAUGAAACACUUGAACGUUUAUCGGAUGAAAUGGAGAAGAAUUUGAUACUUGUUGGUGCGACAGCUGUGGAGGACAAACUCCAGAAAGGAGUGCCUCAGUGUAUAGACAAGCUUGCACAAGCUGGUCUCAAAAUAUGGGUUCUGACAGGUGAUAAAAUGGAAACAGCAAUCAAUAUUGGAUUUUCAUGCAGUCUUCUCCGUCAAGGGAUGCAACAAAUUUGCAUAACUACGAAUGAUCAAGACACAAUGCAAGGUAUAAAAUCAGAUAUUAUGAUGCAAAUCACCAGUGGCACAAAAAUGAUAAACGUAGAGAAAGACCCUCAUGCUGCAUUUGCCUUGAUCAUUGAUGGUAAAACGUUAACUUAUGCUUUAGAGGAUGAAGUGAAGCAUCAGUUCUUGCACCUUGCAGUCCAUUGUGCAUCUGUAAUAUGUUGUCGUGUGUCUCCUAAGCAAAAAGCAUUGGUAACAAGGUUGGUAAAAGAAGGGACGGGGAAGACAACACUGGCUAUUGGAGACGGAGCAAAUGAUGUAGGAAUGAUUCAAGAAGCUGAUAUCGGUGUAGGCAUUAGUGGAGUUGAAGGAAUGCAAGCUGUAAUGUCAAGUGACUUUGCGAUAGCACAAUUCAGAUUUCUUGAGAGACUUCUUGUAGUUCAUGGACAUUGGUGCUACAAAAGAAUUGCACAAAUGAUAUGCUAUUUCUUCUACAAGAACGUGGCUUUUGGCCUUACAAUCUUCUAUUAUGAAGCCUGCACAGGUUUCUCAGGUAGCUCCAUAUAUGACGACUGGUACAUGAUUCUAUACAACGUUGCUGUUACAUCUUUGCCGGUGAUUUCACUUGGUGUGUUUGAACAAGAUGUCACGUCCGAAAUCUGCUUACAGUUUCCAGCACUCUACCAACAAGGCCCUCAAAACUUGUUUUUUGGAUGGUAUCGAAUCAUCGGCUGGAUCUGCAAUGGAGUGUAUACAUCCCUAGCCAUAUUUUUUCUCAAUAUUAUAGCCUUCACUUAUGACCCUUUUCGCUCAGAUGGUCAAACAACUGAUAUGAGCAUUGUUGGAGCAGGAAUGUUCACUACAAUUGUUUGUGCGGUAAAUGUUCAAAUAGCUCUUGCAUUGAGUCACUUCACUUGGAUACAACACAUUCUUAUAUUGGGCAGCGUUAUAGUUUGGUUUGUGUUUCUUGUAAUCUACGGGGGAAUGCCCCCAGAAUAUUCACACAGUGCCUUCCAUGUCUUUGUGGAGACAUUAGCCCCUUCACCGAUAUUCUGGAUAAUCUCGGUUUUAGUAGUGGUGGCAUGUAACUUCCCAUACUUCAUACAUAUUGCUUUCCAGAGAUCGUUUCAUCCGAUGGAUCAUCACGUUAUUCAGGAGAUGGUGUACUACAACAAACACGUCGAAGAUCAUCAAAUGUGGAAAAGAGAAAGAAGAAAAGGAAGAAGAAAGGCUAAAUUUGGAUUCACUGCAAGAGUUGAUGAAAAGAUUAGGCAAUUAAAACAUAAGCUCCAUGGGAGACCCUCUACUCUCACUUUGGACAGUCCGCAGCAUGUAUAGUUCCAUAGUGUAACCAAAAUUUCACCAUAGGACAAUUCUUUAAGUAAUUGUAAUUAAGUUUAUUAAGACACAGAAAGUCAU
Daucus carota subsp. sativus is the source of this 3800-nucleotide messenger RNA. Its product is annotated as probable phospholipid-transporting ATPase 4. Gene Ontology annotation, biological process: phospholipid translocation. Gene Ontology annotation, cellular component: plasma membrane. The record is from RefSeq and is a predicted model, not a curated record. The transcript has a single exon. NCBI's taxonomy places the organism in Eukaryota, Viridiplantae, Streptophyta, Magnoliopsida, Apiales, Apiaceae. Bases 78 to 3719 code for a protein of 1213 amino acids. Gene Ontology annotation, molecular function: ATPase-coupled intramembrane lipid carrier activity; ATP hydrolysis activity; magnesium ion binding.